AUGCUUUCUGGUAAAUCACUCUAUAUUUUCAUCUUCUUUGGUCUCAGUUUUGUAACCUCUUUUCCUAUCGACUUGGUUGGAAGAGCUGCGUUUGAGUUCGAUAUUUAUGAUCAUAAUAUCAAGGUAGAGAACAGUAACCCUGGCCCAGGAGAACAACCAUGGAGUAAGAGAAAAGACUUGUUAAUCGAAAGUAUUAGAAAUAAUACUUUAGCCUCACCUUCUUUAGUUGGACUUCAGGAAGUUCUUCAUGACCAACUUGUAGAUAUCACAAGUGGUUUGGGCGGAAGCUGGAAAAGUCUCGGAGUUGGUAGAGAUGAUGGGAAAGAGGCUGGUGAAUAUUCUCCAAUUCUUUAUCAAGAUGACGUUUGGGAAAAUCUUAACUUCACGACCUAUUGGUUAAGUCCAACUCCACAGGUUCCGAGCAAGGGCUGGGAUGCCAAAUUCAAUAGAAUCGUCAGCGUUGCCAAGUUUAGGCACAGAGCCACUGGGGCUCAAUUGCACUACUUGAAUACUCAUUUUGAUGCAGAUGGUGCUGAUGCUCGCUUACAUUCAGCACAAGAAGUUCUUUCAAUUAUUGGAAAUUUCACGGACCCAUUACCUGCAUACUUGUCGGGGGACUUCAAUAGUCAACCUACUGAAGAUGCUUAUAAAACAAUCAAUGGUACAUUGAUUGACGCCUCAACUGAAAAGUCUUUAGACACUGGAUUCGUCGAAACUUGGACAGGGUUCAACAAUGAGAAGCAAAAGAUUAUCGACUUUACAUUCUACCAAUCUGAUCACCAGACUACAGUCAUCAAUCACGAUGUCUUGAAUUCCAACUUUAGUGGUCUUUUAAUCAGUGACCAUAGGCCAUUACUUACAAAGUUUAGCUUGAAUUACUGA
Molecule: messenger RNA, 882 nt
Organism: Dujonia railenensis
Lineage: Eukaryota; Fungi; Ascomycota; Pichiomycetes; Serinales; Debaryomycetaceae
Source: the annotation of a GenBank genome assembly